CUCGGUCGAGGAGACACCUGCGUUCAAAACCAACCUUAUCUUCAACAGCUGGCGGAGAAAUCGUUGACAAUACAUCCUGAUAGCAACUAUCGUAUACUUUGUAGAUCGUCUGUGCACAAUAUAAAACGUUAAAUUAUUGGAUUUCGCAACGGGGUGUAAAUCUCGGGCCCAGAUGGCUUGCCUUGGCGACCCAGAGAGUGACAAGAUGGCGGAAGAGAGGGAGGCGUUUUGGCGAGUGUUUGAAGCCAUUAUGCAAGCAUGUGCGGCGGAGUUUCUGGGAACGGCGAUUUAUGUGUUAAUCGCGUGUCUGGUAUCCUCAGGGGUGAAGGGUAUUGGGAUUCUACCCCCUGAACAUAUGCCUAUGAUCGUGCCUAUUGCUCUGUGCGCCGGCUUCACAGUGGCAGCCUUGAUGGCAACGUUUGGAAAAAUGAGUGGUGGUCACUUCAACCCUGCUGUGAGCGUAGCGGUGUGUGUGUCCGGUUCUCUGAAGCCUCUCCUACUGCCCGCUUACAUCGUUAUGCAGAUGCUGGGUGGAGUCGCCGGAGCCGCCCUCGCCAUGGUUGUUGAACCAGAUGAGCUGUUCACCAAGGUGUUGACUGAUGACUACGUUGAGAUGGCCGUGGGACCUGGGCGGGCUAUUGCCUGCGAGUUCUUGCUGACUGCGUUUGUGGUAAUUGCUGUGUUGUUGACCACGCUGGAGGAGAAGACGAAGACGCAUGCCGCUCCAACUGCAGUGGGGUUCGCGUAUGUCGUCGGCAUUCUCUCAGGUAUUCGGAUAACCGGCACUAGUCUGAAUCCUGCCCGUAGCUUUGGUUCAGCGGUAGUUCUGUGUCUGUAUUCCCACAAAGCAUGGUCUCACCAGUACGUGUUCUGGGUUGGACCGCUUCUAGCAGCUGUGGUGAUAGCUAUAUUUUACAGAUACGUGCUUUUUCGACGGAAGACAUCCUCCAAGGAUAUAUACAAAUACUCACACCUUAUGGCAGACCCCAAUCAACACGACUGAAACAACAUGAGCUGACAACAAAACACAUCACUCAUUGACACAUGCC
Messenger RNA from Haliotis rubra (blacklip abalone), 1049 nucleotides. Its product is annotated as aquaporin-8-like. Gene Ontology annotation, molecular function: water channel activity. Lineage: Eukaryota; Metazoa; Mollusca; Gastropoda; Lepetellida; Haliotidae. The transcript is spliced from 5 exons. Gene Ontology annotation, biological process: transmembrane transport. Gene Ontology annotation, cellular component: plasma membrane. Bases 173 to 1003 code for a protein of 276 amino acids. The record is from RefSeq and is a predicted model, not a curated record.